Molecule: messenger RNA, 1335 nt
Organism: Cryptococcus wingfieldii CBS 7118
Lineage: Eukaryota; Fungi; Basidiomycota; Tremellomycetes; Tremellales; Cryptococcaceae
Product: protein phosphatase PP2A regulatory subunit B
Exons: 11
Coding region: 1-1335 (444 amino acids)
Biological process (GO): peptidyl-serine dephosphorylation
Cellular component (GO): protein phosphatase type 2A complex; cytosol
Molecular function (GO): protein binding; protein phosphatase regulator activity
Source: RefSeq, a predicted model, not a curated record
AUGGAUGCGGAGACGAACAAUCAGUGGCGGUUCGCCCAGUGUUUCGGAGACAAGGGCGAGGUAGAGGACAUCACGGAAGGCAAGUAUCCUGGAUCGCUCCUUUCCGAUAUCAUCUCUACGGUAGAGUUUGACCAUACGGGUGAUUACCUCGCGACUGGUGACAAGGGCGGUCGCGUGGUCUUGUUUGAGCGGAACGAAGCGAAACGAGGCUGCGAGUACAAGUUCUACACAGAGUUUCAAUCUCAUGAGCCCGAAUUCGAUUACCUCAAGUCUCUUGAGAUUGAGGAAAAGAUCAACAGGAUCAAAUGGUGCAAGAGGCAGAACUCUGCCCAUUUCCUUCUUAUCAUAGACAAGACAAUCAAACUUUGGAAGGUGUUUGACAAGCAGAUUCGUGUGGUCGCCGAGAACAACCACUCGGAAGGCUAUGGUCAAAACACUGGCCCUUCCCAGCCCCCCCUGCGCCUCCCUCGCCUGACGACCCACGACUCCAUAACCGCAGCCGUCCCGCGAAAAGUGUACGCCAACGCGCACGCUUACCACAUUAACUCCAUCUCCGUCAACUCGGACGGGGAGACUUACAUCUCGGCCGACGAUUUGAGGAUCAACCUUUGGAACCUUGAUAUCAGCGACCAGAGUUUCAACAUUGUGGAUAUCAAGCCGGUCAACAUGGAGGAGCUCACCGAGGUUAUCACUGCUGCCGAGUUCCAUCCCAUACACUGCAACCUCUUCAUGUACUCGAGCUCGAAGGGUACGAUCAAGCUCGCGGAUAUGCGAGACUCUGCGUUGUGUGAUUCACAUGCGAAGCUCUUUGAGGAGGAAGAAGAUCCCGCUUCUAAAUCCUUCUUUUCUGAAAUCAUAUCAUCCAUCUCCGACGUCAAAUUCUCGCAAGACGGGCGAUAUAUUCUCUCCCGCGAUUACUUGACGCUCAAGAUUUGGGAUAUCGCCAUGGACAGCAAGCCUGUCAAGACCAUCAACAUCCACGACCACCUUCGGCAGAAGCUUUGCGACUUGUACGAGAAUGAUUGCAUCUUUGACAAGUUUGAGUGUACCUUCAGCGGGGACGGAACCCAAGCUUUGACAGGAUCCUACCACAACUACUUCCGCAUUUACGACGUCAACUCGGACAACGAUGUCGUGCUGCAAGCCGACAAGUCUGCAUUCAAGGCCAAGAAGAUUGGCGGCGCGAGAGGCAAGGUGCCCGGGAAGAAGGAAGGUUUGCAGACGGAAGGGAUUGACUUUUCAAAGAAGAUUCUGCACGCGAGCUGGCAUCCCCGCGAGAACACUAUUGCUAUUGCCGCCACCAACAACCUUUUCCUCUACUCUACAUUAUCAUGA